AUGAUUGGUAGAAGCAGGAAAGACACCUUCAAGUAUAUCAAAGAUAGAGUUUGGAAAAAGAUAAAUUCUUGGAGUAGCAGAAGUCUUUCUCAAGCAGGUAGAGAAACUCUCAUCAAGUCUGUGCUACAAGCUAUUCCUUCAUACAUUAUGAGUAUUUUCUUACUUCCUUCAUCCUUAAGUGACGAAAUUGAGAAAAUGAUGAAUUCCUUUUGGUGGGGUCAUAACCGAAUUAGAGGCAAAGGUUUAAAUUGGCUGUCUUGGGAUAAAUUGUCAAUUCCUAAGAGAGACGGCGGUAUGGGCUUUAGAAAUCUCAGUGCUUUCAACUAUGCUAUGUUAGGUAAACAGGCUUGGAGUAUCAUGACAAAUCCUGAUAAACUUGUUACCAAAUUGUUUAAAGCAAGAUAUUUUCCCAAUCGCGUUUUUAUGGAUUCAGGUAUUGGGCAUAAUCCAAGCUAUGUCUGGAGGAGUUUAUGGAGUUCUAAAUUUGUGAUUCGAAGUGGGCAUAAGGGGAGCAUUGGGUCGGGAGAUAAUAUUCCCGUCUGGGGACAAAAUUGGUUACAUGACAGCUCUUCUCUGAUUAAUCCGUGGCCAAACAACCCAGUUAUUACUAGGCUGAAAGUUGCGGACUUAAUGAGCCCAAACUCAAAGUCCUGGUCCCCCGAUCUGAUUCUACCGUUAGUAGGGAGGGAUGUUGCGAACAAAAUCUUAAAUACUCCUUUAUUCGAAGCGGUCCACGCGGAUAGAAUGAUUUGGAAGCUUGACGGAAAUGGCAAUUACUCUGUGAGAAAAACUCUGUACCCACUAGAGCUUGACUUAGAGAUAAAGGUAUUGAUUGCCCGAAUACGUGUGGUAUCUGCGGUUUGGAGGAAGAGAGCUACCAUCACCUCUUCUUCAAGUGCUCUAAAAGCGUGGAGUGUUGGGAAAGUUGCUAACCAAGAGGAACAAGCCACUUUCUCCACAAUUUUAUGGAGCCUAUGGAAGUGCAGGAAUAAUCUGAUAUGGAAUCAAACAGAAGAAUCCAAAUACCACAUAUGUAAUCGAGCUAUGAACCUCUUAGUCGGUUGGAGAAAGGCCCAGACGACAAGAAACCCGCCCAAUCCUCAAUCUAAUUCUUCUGCUGAUACGACUUGGAGAAAGCCGGCAAUUGGUCGCCUCAAAUGUAAUAUUGAUGCCUCCUUUUCCAACAAUAAAGUGGGUAUUGGUGCUUGCAUUAGAGAUGACAAAGGCUCCUUUAUUGCAGCCAGAACAGAGUGGUUCUCACCUAUUACCGAAGUUGCCGUAGGUGAAGCUUUGGGACUUCUUUCUUCUAUCAAAUGGGUGAAUGAGCUUGGUUACGAUAAUAUGGAUUUUGAAUUGGAUGCAAAAAGCGUUGUGGAUAAUGUGAAUAGGAGCAGUCCUAAUAAUACGGAUUGUGGUGCUAUUACCUCAGAAUGUAAGCGCGUUCUAGUAUCUUCUUUUAGGAACUCUCAUGUUAAGUUCGUUAGAAGACAAGCUAAUGAAGUUGCUCAUGUCUUAGCUCGGGCGGCUACAUUUUUUGCUAGUUUUCAGGUUUUUACCGAUAUACCAACAUGUAUUCUUUCUCUUAUUAUUAAUGAAAUGAAGUAA
Vicia villosa (hairy vetch) is the source of this 1605-nucleotide messenger RNA. RefSeq lists its product as uncharacterized. Gene Ontology annotation, molecular function: nucleic acid binding; RNA-DNA hybrid ribonuclease activity. The record is from RefSeq and is a predicted model, not a curated record. The transcript has 3 exons. The coding region runs from base 1 to 1605 and encodes 534 amino acids. Lineage: Eukaryota; Viridiplantae; Streptophyta; Magnoliopsida; Fabales; Fabaceae.